Messenger RNA from Oryza sativa Japonica Group (Japanese rice), 709 nucleotides. The record is from RefSeq and is a predicted model, not a curated record. NCBI's taxonomy places the organism in Eukaryota, Viridiplantae, Streptophyta, Magnoliopsida, Poales, Poaceae.
UUGCGUUCGACUCUGCCGCGGAAACGCAGAUAAAAAUAAGUAAAUAAAUCACCCAGCCUCCUUCUGCCCGGCCAUAAAACGGAGGUCGGGCAUCAUGGGGAUGGCACAGUCGUCUUCGUCUUCCUCGCGCCCCUCCGACUCCGAGCAGCUAGAGGAGCCCAGCAAGCCGGUCAUGGCGCUCGACAAGGCCAAGGAGAUCGUCGCCUCCUCCCCCGUCGUCGUCUUCAGCAAGACUUAUUGCCCUUUCUGCGCCCGAGUGAAGCGAUUGCUGGCAGAGCUGGCAGCAAGUUACAAGGCUGUUGAAUUGGAUGUGGAAAGUGAUGGGUCUGAGCUGCAGUCAGCUCUUGCCGAUUGGACUGGACAGAGAACUGUUCCUUGUGUCUUCAUUAAAGGGAAACAUAUUGGUGGCUGUGACGAUACCAUGGCGAUGCACAAAGGAGGGAACUUGGUCCCUCUGCUGACGGAGGCAGGAGCAAUCGCCACUCCUUCCCUGUAGAUAAAUACCUUUGCCAAAACGUGUUUGUGGUGUGUCAAUGUCAUAGAAUAAAGGCGAAUAUAUAUGGGGACUUCCACUGUCAGAACAACUUAUUGCUGAUAGUAGUAGCUUUGGGUGACUUUCAAGCCUGUAUGCAGCACUACUCUAGCUAAUAACUCAUUUUGUAUGAUUUCAUUGGUAGCAAUAAAUAUGAUUAGUGCGUCCUGUGAAUGA